Corylus avellana is the source of this 2295-nucleotide messenger RNA. NCBI's taxonomy places the organism in Eukaryota, Viridiplantae, Streptophyta, Magnoliopsida, Fagales, Betulaceae. The record is from RefSeq and is a predicted model, not a curated record.
AUGGCCGACUUUGUUGUUAACUUCCUCCUAGAGCACUUGUCCCAGCUACUGGUAAAAGAAGCAAAUUCCUUUGGUGGAGUGGAGGAUCAAGUCAAGUCACUUCAUCGGGAGCUCACUCUGAUAAAUAUAUUCCUCGAGACACCCGAGGGGAAACGAAGCUGUACUCGUGAAAUGGUGGAGUAUAACUCCAAGGGGAAACAGGUGAUCAUGAAGAAACUGAGCCGCAGUGAAAUGUUGAGGAAAAUCGUGGACGUUGCUUACGAGGCUGAGGAUGUUAUCGACACAAUCAUCUUAAACGUCGCAACACAGACGGACAAGCCGGACAAUAUUAAUCAUGCUACCCACGUAGGACUGCUUCAUGAUGUUGCAAAGAGGAUCGAAAAACUAAAGAAAGAAAUCAACAAAAUCUACAACAAUAUUAUGGAAAAGGACAGCUUUGAAAGUGAUGAAGCUAGCAUAGAUGCAGCGACAAAUGCACUACUGAACAAACGUUGGAGAGAAGACGAGGAAGAUGGCGUGGUGGGCUUCAAUUUUCUCUUGCCGAAUUUGGUGAAACUGCUUACGGAAGGGAAUCCACAGCUUGAUGUCGUUUCAAUCUUCGGUGAAGGUGGGUCGGGCAAGACCACCCUUGCCCGAAAAAUCUACAAUAAUGUUGACAUCAAGAGUCACUUUAAUUUCCGUGCGUUUGUGUGUAUUUCUAAAAAUUUCAGAACCAGAGAGGUGUUGGUUGAAAUUUUAAAGUCAGAGAUGCCAAAAUCAGAUGAGUUGACAAGGAAGAAGCUGUUCAAAUACUUGAGUGUGGAUGAACUAAAAAACAAGCUCUUCAAAUGCUUGCAAGGGAAGAGGUAUCUUGUAGUUUUGGACGGUAUUUGGAGAACUCAAUUUUGGUAUGAGGUAAGAUCUGCUUUUCCAGAUAACUCGAAUGGGAGCAGAAUAUUGAUCACCAGUCACAUAGAAAAAAUGGCUUCACAUGCAGGUCUUACACCUCCUUACCAUCUCCCAGCACUUAACAAAGAUGAAAGCUGGGAGCUCUUUAAUAAGAGGGUGUUCCCAGGAGGAAGUUGUCCUACCAAUUUAGAAACUCUUGGGAGACAAAUCUUGGAAAGUUGUAAAGGUUUACCUCUUUCAAUUGUGGUAUUAGCGGGCAUUUUAGCAUACAAAGAGAAUAAAUACGAAACAUGGGCGAAUUUUAAUGGUCAUGUAUAUGGGAACCCCAAUAAACAAAUACGGGAAUUAUGCUACUUCCAACUGCCCCGAAACCUGAAACCAUGCCUUUUGUAUCUUUGUGUAUUCCCAAAAGGCUUUGAGAUCCCUGUAAGGCUAUUGAUCAAGCUGUGGGUAGCGGAGGGUUUCAUACAGCACCCUCGCAACCCAGAGGAUGUUGCUGAAGACUACUUGGAGAAGCUCAUUGAUCGAGGCUGGGUCCAAGUGGCUAGCAAAAGGACUGAUGGAGGAGCAAAGACAUGCCGCAUCCAUGAUCUCGUCCAAGAGCUCUGCAUACGAUGGAGCGCAGUAGACACAUUUCUUCAGGUACUUUUCGAUUCCGCUUCGACCGUUAUGACACCGUUCACAUCCCGCAGAGUUUCCCUCCAGGUUCCCAUUGAACCAUAUGUUAUGCAUCAAUAUACCCCUGUCACCACACGUGUUCGUUCAUUGUUUUUUUUCAACCAAGAUACAUAUGGCUUGGGUCCGAAGCAAUGGAAAUGGGUUCACGAAAACUUUAAGUUGGGUCGGGUGCUUAAUUUAGGGCAAGAACAUCUCUACUCCAUUCCCACAGUGAUAACAAAAUUGAUCCAUUUGAGGUACCUGGGUAUAGAAUCUGAUGCACUGAAAGCUAUUCCUUCUUCCAUUGGCAAACUUAUAAAUCUAGAAACACUAAACAUGAAAGGUACUUUUCUGAAUUGUUUGCCAGCAGAGAUAUGGAAGUUGCGAUGUUUAAGGAAUCUGUAUGUGUCUGGGCCAGUGAGUUUACCUAACGAUUUGGACCCAGACGCUGAAGCUCUAUGUACGUUUCCUCAACUUCGGGUCCUUAAAUUGGAAAAUCUGAAAAUGAAAAAAUGGAAACAGAGGAGAGGCGCAAUGCCAUGGCUCAAGCAUUUGGUUAUCAAACAAUGCAGUGAGUUGACCAUGCUCCCUUUUAAUCGAUUGAGUUUGACCGCAUUACGAGAUGUAGAAGUAUUAUGGAGCAACUCAGUAUCAGCAAAGAUGCUUCAGGAAUUGCAGGUGAAGUUUGGGUUCAAGCUAUUGAUCUAUCCUCCUAUGAUUAACGACCUUCAUGGAAAAACUGCCUCUUGA